AUAAAAACAAACUUUGUUAUUUCUCCUUCGUCAAUUUUUUCUGUCUCUCUCUAUCCAUCAAUGGGGAAAAAAAUAACAACUCUCAGAGACCUCAUCGGCACCAUUAAAGACAAAGCUUCACAAUCCAAAGCCGCUUUCAUCUCUAAACCAAGCAGCUUCUCCCUCCACCUCGCCGUCCUCCGUGCCACCACUCACGCGCCGUCAUCACCACCAGACGACCACCAUAUCUCCGCUCUACUUGCCCUCGGAGACAGCUCACGCGCCACAGCUUCCUCACUUAUCGUCAUCAUAAUGGACCGACUUCACCGCACCGGCGAUUCAACCGUCGCACUCAAAUGCCUUUUAAUCAUCCAUCAAAUAAUCAAACGGGGACCGUUCAUACUACAAGAUCAACUCUCCGUCUUCCCGGCUACCGGCGGACGUAACUACCUCAAACUCUCCGCCUUCCGCGACGGCGCUACCGCAUCCAGAUUUACAAUCUCCGCAUGGAUCCGAUUUUACUCUAGAUACAUCGAAACCCUACUCUACACCUCGAGAAUUUUGGGCUAUUUUCUCUCUUCUUCUUCGUCUUCGUAUAACACAGGCGAAAAGAUCUCCACCUUCUUAAACUCAGAUUUAAUCAGAGACGUCGAUUCGCUGGUUCAAUUAAUCGAAGAAACGAUCAAAUUGCCCGAUUCACUUCUACUCGACGGCAACAAAUUGCUCUACGAAGUCAUCGGAUUACUGAGUUCCGAUUACUUAUCGACGGUGAACGAGUUGUUAAUACGACUCAGUGAGUUCAAGGAACGACUCAGUUGUCUGAGUUUCGGUGACUCGGUCGAGUUGAGUUUUAUUUUUAAGAGAUUAGAAGGAUGUGAAGAGAGAUUAUCGGUUUUAUUUUCAGUUAAAAAGCCAUCAACUGAGUUAUUAUGGAGUUCCGUAACCGAGUUGAGCUUGAAAAUUGAUGAUUUGAAGGUCGAUUUAUCGGGUCGUAAGUUACUAACGUUCGAAAAAUCGAGCGAGUCAGCUCGGUUUAACAACCGAGUUGUAAAAUUUGGUAACUCAGUUCAGUUUUCGUCAGGGAGGUAUGAGAUGAAUAAUUUACCUCUAAUGAUUGUUGAAUGAAGAAAUUGGAGAAAUUAAACUCCAAUUAAUUGAACAAAUUCGAAGCAAAAUUUUAUAAUUUUCAUAAUUGGGGGGUGUUUUUUUUUUUUUUGGGUGGUUAUAUGUGUAACAAUAUAUUAGGAAGUGUUAUAUUAUUUGAAAUGUUUCCCACAGAUAUUUUUGUACAUAUAUAUGGUACAUGUGUCCCAAUUUUGGAUUU
This is a messenger RNA of Solanum dulcamara, 1303 nucleotides long. RefSeq names its product putative clathrin assembly protein At4g40080. Gene Ontology annotation, cellular component: clathrin-coated vesicle; clathrin-coated pit. Gene Ontology annotation, biological process: clathrin-dependent endocytosis; vesicle budding from membrane; clathrin coat assembly. Bases 61 to 1104 code for a protein of 347 amino acids. The record is from RefSeq and is a predicted model, not a curated record. The transcript has a single exon. Gene Ontology annotation, molecular function: 1-phosphatidylinositol binding; SNARE binding; phosphatidylinositol-4,5-bisphosphate binding. Lineage: Eukaryota; Viridiplantae; Streptophyta; Magnoliopsida; Solanales; Solanaceae.